GGCAUGGACGCCCCCGGGACCACCGUGCCGCGCCUUUCGCCCGUGCGAUACUGCGGGUGGUGCGCGGGACCCCUCGGGCGAGGGGAGUCGCUGGCCCUGGCCGAGGGCGGGUCCCUCCUGGAGGUCUGCGAGCUGUGCUACAUCAUCGGUCUGAUUCGGCAGGCGGCGUGGCGCGCCCGCCUCAGCGUGGAGGAGAGGGCGGCGCUGCUCGACUCCGCCCGGCUCCUGGGCGCGCUGCUCUCCGCGCUCGCCGGCCUGGGGCUCGAUGGCGCCGAAGGUGCCGCCGCCUUCCCGCCUGUUGCCCCGGGCCUGGCGGCGGCCGCGGCGGUCGGCGGCGCCGCGGCGGCCGCGCCCGCGGGCGGCGGUGCCGGCGCGCCCGUGGUGCCUGGCCUGGCGGCGCUGCCCGGCCUGCCAGGCUCCGGAGGCGGCGGGGCUGCUGGGGCGCCCCCGGCGGGCGGCGCCGUGCCUGACGGCGGAGGUGCUCCCCCCGGCGGCGUGGGCGCCGCGCUGGUGGGCGCGGUCGCGGGCGGCGGCGGCGGCCCUCCUGGAGGCCCUCCUCCUGGUGCGGUGCCCGGGGCCCCGACAAUCCCCGGCGGUGUGCCGAUCGCGGUGGCUGGCGGUCCCAUCGCCCCAGCGGGCGGCGCGCAGCUGGGACCACUCGUGGACGGUCCGCGGCGUCAGGCCGUGACUCUGAUUGGCGCCGACUGGCGCCGAGGGGUGAAUCUCGAGCUCCCGACCUUCGACGCAGCUGGAGGCAUCAGCGGGAUGGCCCUCUUCGAGGUAGAGGAGAUCGGCACCACGGGCCCCUCAGGGCAGUACCUGAGCGCCCAGUUCAGGGGGGCGUCGCUGGCGGCCGAGGCGAUGCGGCUGGACGGAGUCCUGCAUGUCGAGUGGCUGCGGCUGCGCUCGAACCGCGGGUUCGUGGAGCCGUGGGUGCGGCCGAGCGCCUUCGGUGGGCGCGGCGGUGGCGGCGCCUUGGCGGGGGGCGCCCCAGCCGGGGGCGCGGCCCCCGACCGCCUGGCGGCAGCUGCCGCGGCGCGCGCGCAGGCCGCUACGGCGACGCCUGGCCGCGCCGGCGGCGGUCGCGGCCGCCGCCGCCCCCGGAGCUCCUCGGCCUCGCGCAGCGACGACGACGGUGAGUCGCGUUUUCGCGAGGCCCCCUCCCGCGGCGGCAGCGUGCGGCUGCUGGCGGAGAAGCGCCCAGGUGCCCUGUACGACGAGGCGAUGAAGAACAUCGGGCGCGUCAUGGGCCUGCGGGAGGGGGCGGACGGCUCAGAGGUUCGAGCGAAGGUCGUGGGCUACCUGCAGGCCGCGGUGUUCGGCCAUCACCCUCCAGGGCAGAUGCGGAUCAACACUCAGCGGGAGCUGCAGACGCUGGCGACCGCGCUGGACCUGCUGGAGUGUGGGUGCCUGGCGGAGUUGAGCGACGUGUUGAUGCAGCGCUUCAAGGCUCUGGAGCUGUCGCUGUCCGACGCGAGCUGGCAGGUGGCGAGCGAGCUGGAGAUCGUGCCGGACGCGCGGCCCUCGCUGGCCUCGAUGGGCGAGCAGGACCUGGCGCGGCGGGCGGCACUGCUGCGCAGGAGGCUGAUGGACGCGAAGAGCCGCGGCGCCCUUGGCGGCAAGGGCCAGGGCGAGUCCCAGAUCGCCCAGCAGGGCGAGGACCCUUUGAGCGACAAGGAGUGGGAAGGACUACACUGCAGGCUGGUGGUCACUGUCCUGGCGCUAAACUGGGAGUCUGGGUUCCGCUCCCUGAAGCUGGCCAGGCCCUGCCGAGGUCGAGCCAACGCCGCGCAGCAGGCAGCCCUGGUCGCUCUCGGCCGCCGCCUUCUCUUGGCUACGCGGGCCGAGUCUGCUUUGCCGCCAGAUCUUGACUGGAACGUGCGGCUGAAGGACCGCAAGAUCGGCUGCGGCGGGGGCGAGAUCUCGGCCCCGCAUCGGCUGACGCUGGAGCAGGUGCUGGACGGGCUGCCUCCGCCGGGCGUCGCGGCCUCCAUCGAGGCGGCCGACCUCGCGACGGGGUUCGUGCGUGAGACCCUCCUGGGCCCGACGCCGGUGCUGCUGCCCGCUGCCCUGCGGCGGCCCGCGCCGACAUCUGCGCGCGCGUGGGCCUCGCUCGAGGAGUGGCAUCGGAUUGUGCGGGCGCUCCACGAGCGCGGGAUGGUGUCGGCGAUCCCGAGCAGCGAGAUUGCCUGUCGCGACGGAGCCCCGCUCCUGAACGGGGCGUUCGGGGUGCCCGAGCCCCGCGACGAGCCCGUGGUCUGCAGCGACGGCGAGCGCAGGCCGGUCCUGAGGCUGAUCACCAACCUCAUUCCCUCGAACGCGUGCCAGGAGUGCAUCGUGGGAGACACCCCUGAGAUGCCGACCAUGAGCCAGCUGAACGGCCUGGUGCUGACCGAGUCGGAGGAUCUCCUGUUGAGCGGCGCGGACAUAAAGGCCUUCUUCUACGUCUUCCGCGCGCCGCCUGCGUGGUGGCCUUACAUGGUGAUAGGGCCGCCCGUCCCCUCGGAGUUGCUUGGCCUGAAGGACGGUGGUGCCACGCACAUCUGCCUGCGGGUGAUCGGCAUGGGCUGGAUCAGUGCCGCGGGCGUGACGACCCACCUCCACCGGAACAUGCUGCGGCGGAGCGCCUCUGUCCCUCGCGGCCUGCCGCCCAGCCAGGAGAUUACUCGGCGCCGACGGCUGCCGUUCAGCGUGGAGAAGCCGUGCCCUCCGGCGUGGAUGGUCUACAUUGACAACCUGGAGGUCGCGGAGGUCGUGAGCAAGUCCGAGGCCACGACGCUGCGAGGGGCGGUGCCCGAGCUCAUCUCGGGGGCUCGCGCCUGCUAUGCGGCUGCGGGCUCCCCGGGGUCGCCGGCCAAGGACAUCCAUCGAGUGCCGCGAGCGACGACCUUGGGGGAGCUCAUCGAAGGGGUCGAGGGCGUUCGGCGGCCCCCUGCGGGUUACCUUACAGAGAUGGCCAGCCUCACGCUGUGGACGCUGAGCAAGAAGCGGGCCAGCAUGCGGCUGGUGCGCAUUCUGCUGGGCCGCUGGGUUCGUGUUCACUGCUUUCGGCGGCCACUGGCGGCCAGCUUUGCCUACACCUGGAAGUGGCUCGGGAACCCGCGCACUGGCGGCCGCUUCAGCGUGAGCGUGGUCGAGGCCGCUGGCGCCGUGGUCUACGGCUACGCCCUCUCCGACCGCGGGCGCGCGCUGGCCGAGAGGCGGCAGCGGCCUGCGAACGCCGCCUGCGAGGAGGAGACCGCCCUCGUGACUGUCUUCGACGGCAUCGGCGGCGGGCGCCGGGCUUUCGAGAUCCUCGGACUGGUCCCUGCCGUGCACCUGUCAUUCGAGGUUGACCCCACGGCGGUGCGGGUGGCCCGGCGCAGCUACCCCAGCACGCAGCACCUGGGGGACGUGACGGAGGCGGACCCGGCGGCCCUGGCAGCCCUGCUGCGCGCCCGAGGCCGGGUGUCGCGUGUGCUGGUGGUGGGCGGCUUCCCGUGCCCGGUCUUCGCGGGCCUCAACGUUGCUCGGCAGGGUCUCGACGACCCGCGCGCGGGCCUGGUUGACCACAUGGUGCGGAUCGUGGACGGGCUGCGGACGGCCAUGCCGGAGGCGUCGAUCGACUUCCUCGGGGAGAACGUCGCGUCGAUGCCCGAGUGCGACGUGCUGCGCCUGAACCAGCUCUUCGGCCGCAUCCCGCUGGAGAUUGAGGCGGGGGAUGUCGGCUGGGUCAGACGUCCGCGGCUCUACUGGGCUUCAUGGGACUUCCUGCCGUCCUUCGAGGCUGAGCCCGUCGUGGUGCGGGCCAAGACCCAGGACGUUCGGCGCGCCUGCAAGGUGGCGCUGAAGGCGGAGCGGCCGCCGCUCGAGGAGUGGCUCCCGCCCGGGGCUGUGUGUCCGGGUCCCGCUGCAGGGGGGCCGCUCCCGACCUUCGUGCGCUGGACGCCGCGCUCGCAGCCGCGCCCCAGGCCUGCGGGCAUCGGGGAGUGCAGCGCUGCUGAGCUGGCGCGCUGGGAGGCGGCGGGCUUCGCUUCGCCGCCCUACCAGUUCCGUGAUAAGUGGUGCAUCCACCAGGCGGAUGGCCGCGUGGAGCCGCCUGACGCGACCAUACGAGAGAAGCUGAUGGGCUUCCCGGAGGGCCACACCGCGCCGUGCAUGACGAGCAGCCAGGCGAAGGCCGAGCCCGCCAAGUACGAGGCUCUUCGGCGGUCGCUCGUGGGCAACUCCUUCCAGUGCGAGGUCGUGGCCUGGAUCAUCAGCCACUGGGCCGUCGGAGCUGGGCUGCUGGUCUCGGUGCCCUCGCUGGGUGAGCUGCAUGAGAGUGCGCGAGCCUGGGCUGGUGGCAGGAAGCUGUGGGCCGGCGACGUGACGUCGCUGCGGUGCGGUCGCUCCGAGAUCGACGAGGGCCUGCACGCCAAGCUGGACCAGGCUGGCGGGCCCGUCUACGCGGGUCGUGGGUCUCGCCGCUGGGGGCUGGCUGCCUCGCGGUGGGGCAACCCUUUCACGAUCAGCCCCGAGCGGUCACGCGAGGGCGCUGUUGCCCUGUUCGCUGGUUGGACCCGCACGCAGCCCACCUUCCUGCAGAGCUUGGAGACGCUGCGCGGGGCCCUACUGGUCUGUCAUUGUGGGCCCGACCAGGCGUGCCAUGCCGACAUCCUCUUGGCGGAGUUGGCGAAGCGUGACGUGGUGGAGUGGCGCGAGGUGGACGCGUCCAGACGCAUCGUCAUGGGGCUCGUCAUGGCGUGCCACAACAACGGAGCAGACAUCAGGACCGAUGGCGCCUCGGAGGCGCUCGGCAAGAUCUUCCCGCGGCAGGAGAUCGACUCAGGAGAAGCCAAUGACGCCCUCAGCGGCGUGCAGCACCUGCUGAGGACACGACGCCGCUAUCCUGGCGCUUGGCAGCUGCUGACAGUCUGGGGCAGACUGGAGAUCCCUCAGCGCGCGCCGCCGAUGCCUGCCCAGGUGUGCACGGCGCUCGCCGGUUGGGCGCUCAGCCGCGGAGAGGUGGCCUUCGCGGCCGUGCUGCUCGUGGCCUUCCAUCUCUGUCUCCGCACUGGCGAGGCUUUGGGGCUGAGCGGCGGCGUCAUCUUUCUGAAGCCCUGUGGCCGAGGCGCGGUUUCGCUGCCCUGGACCAAGACCUCUUGCCAGAAGGGCGCGCGAGAGCAAGUCGCGCUUGACGACCCGCUGGUUGGGGCAGUCGUCCAUGUGCAGCUCCAGUGUGACAGCCGGCUCUGGCCUGGCACGACGCGCGCCUUUCACGACUUGUUCCGUAUUGGGCUCCAGCAGAUCGGUUGCAGGCACCUCGCCCUGUCUCCUUGCAGCCUGAGGCGGGGAGGUGCCACGCAUGUGUUCCUGCUGUCGGGCGACUUGUCUAAGGCCGUGGAGCGUUCUGGCCGUGGAGCGUUCUGGCCCCAGUCUCCCGUGAUGGUGGCCGACCCCAGUCUGCGGAUGGUGGUUUGCGAAUCCAGCUCUGGCCUCGGG
Molecule: messenger RNA, 5463 nt
Organism: Prorocentrum cordatum
Lineage: Eukaryota; Dinophyceae; Prorocentrales; Prorocentraceae
Source: the annotation of a GenBank genome assembly